Messenger RNA from Trematomus bernacchii (emerald rockcod), 1582 nucleotides. It is a transcript of the gene elp6, whose product is annotated as elongator acetyltransferase complex subunit 6. Gene Ontology annotation, biological process: tRNA wobble uridine modification. NCBI's taxonomy places the organism in Eukaryota, Metazoa, Chordata, Actinopteri, Perciformes, Nototheniidae. The record is from RefSeq and is a predicted model, not a curated record. Gene Ontology annotation, cellular component: elongator holoenzyme complex. The transcript is spliced from 7 exons. Bases 211 to 1038 code for a protein of 275 amino acids.
GCUACUUGACGUUAGCACAGCUGCUUUCUGAGAGAAAAUCAGUCUAAUUUAGGAUUAAUACCAUCUUUCACGUGACGUUUCAAACUAUGGGUUUACAAGACACAUUUUAAAUUAAUUCCUGCUAUCUCCUGUGUUGUAACGUUUUAUUUAGCUUACAAAGCCUUUAGUUUCUAUUAUUCUUGUUAGGUUAGCUUGUACACACAGUUAGCCAUGUAUACAGAACUAAACAGUAUCUUGAACACAACUCCUGACAGCUUCACACAGGGAGAAUUUGUGUUGCUGUCAGACAGACAGAGUGAUGCCUCUUUCCUCAUUCACCACUUCCUCUCUUUGUACCUACGAGCACGCUGCAAAGUGUGUUUUGUGGGUCUGGUGCAGUCCUUCAAUCAUUACAGUGCCAUCAGUCAGAGACUGGGUGUUAGCCUAACACAAGCGAAGGAAAAAGGUCAGCUGGUUUUCCUGGAGGGACAGAAAGAGUCGCUGUCUGUUUUGAUUCCUCAAGAAAACGACACAGGAAGUCAGGCCAUGGACUUCCUCAGGGAUCCUUCUGUCGGCCUGAAGAAUCUCUAUGAGUUUGUGCGCUCCGCUGUGAGCAGUAAUGGUGAGGAGGGGGGGGAUGGGUCAGAGGAGUGGGGGCCCCCGGUGCUGCUGGUGGACGACCUCAGUGUGCUGCUGAGUCUGGGGGUGAGCGCUGGAGCCGUGCUGGACUUCAGCCACUACUGCAGGGCCAUCGUCUGCUCCCAGCUGCAGGGUAACGUGGUGAUGCUGGUUCGCUGUGAUGGGGAGGGAGAGGAAGACGAGGGAGAUGAUGAAGGCUCAGAGAGACUGAUGAAGGGCCUCACCCACCAGUGCAGCCUCACUCUUCAUGUACAGGGUCUCCCAACCGGCUACUGCAGGGACAUACACGGGCAGGUGGAAGUGUGUUGGAGGAGGAGACAGGGCGAUGGGCAGUACACUCAGAAGAAACUCUUUCAGUACAAGGUCCACGAUAAAGGAGCCUCCUUCUUCGCUCCCGGGACAUCCAGCGCUGUCCUCUAGUCUCACCUCUCUCUAUCCUCGUUGACAUUCUUCUCUUUUACAUCUGACAACUGACUGUUUAUAUUUGAAUAACACCAGAUGUCAGGGGUUUAGCUACCUAAGGGUUUGGUGAACUUGACAAACAUUCGGAGUCUCGCUAGUGUCAACGACCCAGCCUGGACCCUAGACGAUCUUUAGGAAGGAUACUGUGAUCCUGCUAGUCGAUUGCCUGGUCUCAGAUCUCUGAAUUGCUUCACAUUUCUAAGAAUAGUUUUUUUCAGCUAUUCCAAUAAGUUAACAGAAGACAUAAUGACUAUACCGUCUGAUUGCCAGGUACAAUGACCACAAGGAGACUCAAAACUACAUAUAGAAAACCAAAACCACAACAAAAAGAGGCUAAUCACCUGUAAAGUCUGUGUGUUUUGCUCCUAUGUACGAGAGGUGGUAGGGCUCUUUGCAUAUCUGUGCCCCACUCUCUCAUAAUCAGCCCAUGUUUCCGUCUUGAAUCAUGAUACCACUGAAUGUAUUUUGGUUGAAUAAAAUGUAAUAAAACAGUGGGAAAUGU